CUUGUUCUGUUUUCUGUAGAAUAACGAUGGAGAAAGACACUGUGAACUUCUCACCAGGCGACAGUCCGUCUCAAGGAGACAGGCUUAGACAAGCACCUCAGCGGGGUUUCUACUUGGGUCCAGCCCCUCUUUAUAUUAAGCCCCCAAGAUUCUCUUUACCCAGUUACCCCACCAUCGAUCCCUACAGCGCUCUCACCACGCCGGCGUUCUUCCCCGUGCCCGGCCUCGGUUACGUUCCCAAAGAAGGAUUCCCAAAAAAGAAGAGGCUUCAUCUCAAAGCGGGCGCCCAGGGGGAAGAGUCGCCUGAUGGACAACAGGAGGAGGCAGAACAGAGCAGGAGCAAGAAGAAGCUGGACAUCUCUCAUGUCCCCUUCUCGCUUCCACCUCGCUCCAUUUCCUCCAUGCCCUCUCGACCAAUACCUGGGAUGAUUGAGCUGAAUAGGCUGCAGCUUCACAGCAGAUCAGCAGGUUUGAGUCUCCCUGUGCAGGUGAAGCAGGAGCCUCCCAGUCCAUCCUCUCUUUGGCCUUCCUCACCUCUCCAUCUCCUCCACCCGCCUUACUUCCCUCCUCUUUCUCACGGCCCUUUCCCGUACCCCUUCUUCAUGCCUGGGCCCGUCAUGCACAUCCCACCCGGUCCCUUCUACCCCAGAGAGGACCCCCGCUCCAGCAAGGCCCCACGUGACGAAGCUCCCCGCGGUGAGACCACCAACGCCGAGAAGGCGGGUCUCAACGUCCAUGUAGAUGACAGCUACUAUGUGGACGUCGGCGGCGACCAGAAGAGAUGGAAGUGCCGGAUGUGUGAGAAAUCCUACACGUCCAAGUACAACUUGGUCACGCACAUCUUGGGCCACAACGGGAUCAAGCCGCACGGCUGUCACCUCUGUGGGAAGCUGUUCAAGCAGCUCAGCCACCUGCACACACACCUCCUCACACACCAGGGCAUGAGGCCUCACAAGUGCCAGGUGUGCCACAAAGCUUUCACCCAGACGAGCCACCUGAAGAGACACAUGAUGCAGCACAGCGACGUGAAGCCAUACAGCUGCAGUGUGUGUGGCAGAGGCUUCGCUUAUCCCAGCGAGCUUCGCGCCCACGAGCUGAAGCACGAAAAAGGGCAGGAGAAUGUGUGUGUGGAGUGUGGUCUGGACUUCCCCACCCUGGCCCAGCUCAAGAGACACCUCACAGUUCAUCGAGGUCCCACCUUGUACAGGUGAGUACAAAAUCCUUCCAAAAGAUAUUUAUGAUGUUGC
This is a messenger RNA of Poecilia latipinna (sailfin molly), 1247 nucleotides long. RefSeq names its product zinc finger protein 366-like. The record is from RefSeq and is a predicted model, not a curated record. Gene Ontology annotation, cellular component: nucleus. Gene Ontology annotation, biological process: regulation of gene expression. The transcript is spliced from 2 exons. The coding region runs from base 27 to 1211 and encodes 394 amino acids. Lineage: Eukaryota; Metazoa; Chordata; Actinopteri; Cyprinodontiformes; Poeciliidae.